AUGGCAUUCUGUGGUCACGAUGAAUCGGAAGAGUCUGCAAAUCAAUGCAAUUUUCUUCAGCUCCUACGUUUUUUUGCUGAUCAUAAUAAUGAUAUUGAGAAGGUUGUCCUGAAUAAUGCUAUGGAAAAUCGAAAAAUGAUAGCUCUUGAAGUUCAUAAAGAUCUUAUCUAUGCUUGUGCUAUGGAGACCACAAAUGCUAUUAUCCAUGAGAUAGGUGAUGAAUUCUUUUCUAUAUUACUUGAUGAAUCUCGUGAUAUUUCAGUCAAGGAACAAAUGGCGCUUGCUCUAAGAUUUGUCGAUUCGAAAGGAUAUGUGGUUGAAAGAUUUCUUGGUAUUGUUCAUGUAAGAGAUCCAACAGCUUCCUCAUUAAAAGCGGCUAUAGAAGUUUUGCUUUUGAAGCAUAAUUUGAGCUUGUCUAGAGUGAGAGGGCAAUGUUAUGAUGGUGCAAGUAACAUGCGUGGUGAAUUUAAUGGACUCAAGGCAUUGAUCUUGCAAGAGAACUCUUCUGCUUAUUGUGUUCAUUGUUUUGCUCAUCAGCUUCAACUACCUCUUGUUGUUGUGGCAAAGAAAAUACCACAAGUUGCUGCGUUUUUUAACUUGGAGAAGCUAUUAGAAAGACUUUUGGGAGCAUUUGAAAGUGGUGAACUCUCAACAAGCAAGGGUUCUAAUCAAGAAAGAGGUCUUGUUGAGGUCUUCAUAGCCCUGAAUAAUGAUAUUGAAAUCUUAGAUAUGAAGGACAUGUAUAAGAAUCUUGGCCGACCUAGAAGGAAAGAAGUUUUGACAAACGUGAAUUAUUUCAGGUUUGAGCUUGUUAAAGUUGUGAUCGAUUGGCAACUUCAAGAACUCAACAAUCGCUUCAAUGGGGCUAACACAAAUUUGCUUCUAUGGGUGUCUUGCUUUAGCCCAAAGAGUUCCUUUGCUGCUUUUAAAAGAUCCAAAUUGAUUGAACUUACUCAUUGUUAUCCUUUGGAGUUCUUUGAAGUUGAUUUUCGGUUGCUUGACAAAAAACUCAAGACUUACAUCCGCGACAUGAGAUCACAUGAAGAGUUCUCAAAUCUUGAAAGUAUGGGAGAUCUUUCUCAGAGGUUAGUUUCUACCGGAAAACAUAUUGUCUAUCCAUUGGUUUAUUUGCUUAUAAAGUUGGCGUUGGUCCAACCAGUUGUGACCGCAUCAGUUGAGAGGUAUUUUUUAGCUAUGAACAUCAUGAAAAGUUGUCUUCGUAAUAAGAUGGGAGACCUUGGAUGA
This is a messenger RNA of Salvia hispanica, 1245 nucleotides long. RefSeq lists its product as uncharacterized. Lineage: Eukaryota; Viridiplantae; Streptophyta; Magnoliopsida; Lamiales; Lamiaceae. The record is from RefSeq and is a predicted model, not a curated record.